This is a messenger RNA of Stegastes partitus (bicolor damselfish), 637 nucleotides long. RefSeq names its product parvalbumin 3 (gene pvalb3). The record is from RefSeq and is a predicted model, not a curated record. The coding region runs from base 115 to 444 and encodes 109 amino acids. Gene Ontology annotation, cellular component: cytoplasm. NCBI's taxonomy places the organism in Eukaryota, Metazoa, Chordata, Actinopteri, Pomacentridae. Gene Ontology annotation, molecular function: calcium ion binding. The transcript has 5 exons.
UUCGGGUGCGUGAAGGUAUAUAAGCUUGAGAGAGCCACUGAGGGCUCCACUGCAGUCAGCAGAUUCAUCUGAGCGAAUUCACUCUUAGUCUUAGAGAUAACCCUAAGUUAAAAAAUGGCAUUCGCCGGAAUUCUGAACGACGCUGACAUCACUGCAGCCCUUGCAGCUUGCCAAGCUGCCGACUCCUUCAAGCACAAGGACUUCUUUGCUAAGGUCGGCCUGGCUGCCAAGUCUGCUGAUGACAUCAAGAAGGCCUUCGCUGUCAUUGACCAGGACAAGAGUGGCUUCAUUGAGGAGGAUGAGCUGAAGCUGUUCCUGCAGAACUUCUCUGCCGGCGCCAGAGCUCUGACCGACGCUGAGACCAAGACGUUUCUUCAGGCCGGUGACUCUGAUGGUGACGGCAAGAUCGGAGUUGAUGAGUUCGCCGCCAUGGUCAAGGGUUAAAUGGAUAAACUGACCAACAUCUGACAACUCUAAAGGAACAACUUGAGCCAAAACUCUUCUUCUUCUUUUCCUUCUCACUCUCCCCUCUCAGCUAUCCACACCACUUUUAUACACUCGACCUUUUACCCUGCACCGACUAUAGACAAACCACCUCCCUCACCCCCUCGACUCCCCCAUCCUCCCUAUCUCUCUC